AUGUUUGACUUCUUUAAGUGCAUUGGGGAGACUGUGGAAAUUCUUUCUCAAUCUGAAGUGCGGUACUCCGGCACUGUCACUGCAUGCGACCCAGAAAAAGAGACCAUCACGAUGUGCAAAGUCAAGUCUUUUGGCACGGAAACCCGAACUCCCCCCGUAAAAAUAUACGCGAGCUCGCAGGUCUACGAGUACCUCGUUUUCAAAAUAGCCAGCAUAAAAGAGGUUAAGCACAACCGCACUUGGACAAGCGUUGAAAAUCCCAAAAGAUGCACAGAGGCUACAAAAUGUACAGAUAGACACAACAGGCCAUCCUGGCACGGGAAACCCUCGCGAAGUUCAGCAAAGCCCUCUAAACACAUACUUUCGAAGCCUAUAGUGAUUCCUGACGAAGAGUACGACUUUACACACAACAACAAAAAGUUGGAAAAUGCCCCAGACAAGGCGAGUGUGGGGCACAGAAGCACGUACGACCCUGCAUAUUUUUACGACUCACUUUCGUAG
Molecule: messenger RNA, 501 nt
Organism: Nematocida major
Lineage: Eukaryota; Fungi; Microsporidia
Exons: 1
Coding region: 1-501 (166 amino acids)
Source: RefSeq, a predicted model, not a curated record